This is a messenger RNA of Aspergillus luchuensis, 1152 nucleotides long. Its product is annotated as iron-containing alcohol dehydrogenase. NCBI's taxonomy places the organism in Eukaryota, Fungi, Ascomycota, Eurotiomycetes, Eurotiales, Aspergillaceae. The transcript has a single exon. Gene Ontology annotation, cellular component: mitochondrion. Bases 1 to 1152 code for a protein of 383 amino acids. The record is from RefSeq and is a predicted model, not a curated record. Gene Ontology annotation, molecular function: metal ion binding; alcohol dehydrogenase (NAD+) activity.
AUGUCUCAACCUCACCCCUUCUCCGGCCACUGGCAACCUAAUCCUCACCUCCAGCACCUCUACUACGGCCCCGACUGCGUCUCCCAACACCUCCUCGAUACCCUCCCAAAAUCUACAUCCAAAGCCAUCAUCAUCACCGGCACGACGCUAGCUACCCGAACUCCACUCGUCCAGCGCCUCCAAACCCUCUUAUCCACCCACCACGCAGCCACCAUCUCCUCCAUCGCCCAACACACUCCCUCCCACAUCAUAGACGAUGCCAUCAACAUUAUAGUAACCCUCCACGCCGAAGACCCAACAACCGACACCCUCAUAUCUCUAGGCGGCGGCUCCCCCAUUGACGCCGCUAAAAUCCUUGCCCUAAAAUUCCAUCAAGCCACCAAUAUAACCCUAACCCACCUCGCCAUCCCCACGACCCUCAGCGCCGCUGAAACCACACCCGCCGGAAGCACCACGCAACCCGAUGGAACCAAAACCGGCAUCCGAGAUGCCAAGAUGGCAGUACAUGCUAUUUUCUACGACCCGGUGUAUACAAAGUACACCCCGAUGGAUCUCUGGCUCAGCACGGGAAUCAGAGCCCUAGAUCAUGCCGUCGAGGCGAUGUAUCAUCCUACUGCCAGUGAAGUGCCGUGGAAGAUCCUUGCUAUAUACGCAGUGAGGGAAUUGUUCGAGUGCUUGCCCAAGGCGAAGAAAGACGGUGAUAUGAGCGACGACGCCACAACUGUUAGGCUAAUGCUAGCUUCAUUUGCUAGUUCGGGACUUAAAGGUGAGGAUCUGGGCGCUGGGAUGGGAUUAUCACAUUCGCUGGGAUAUGCGCUGGGGAGUCCGUAUGGGAUUCCGCAUGGGAUUACGAGUUGUGUUACGCUUGGGAAAGUGGUCGGGUUUAUGGUGGGUGAGGGGAAGGGGAGGGAGAUUGCAAGGUUGGUGAGGGCGGUAGGGGGCGUGCGGACGGGUGAUGAUGAAGUCGACGCAAGGGUUGUCGGGGACAGGAUUGUGGCGUUGGUCGAGACUUUGGGGUUGGGGGUUAGGUCCUUGGAGGAGUUGGGUGUGGGUAGGGAUGAGGUUUCGCUUAUUGUGAGGAGGGCGUUGAGGGGAGUUGAUAAGGGGGAGUUUUAUGACAGGGUUGAGGGGUUGGUAGAGUCGUUCUUUUGA